CUAACUCUCAGAGCCGUUAAAAAGUAUAAGCACUCUCUUUGAACGCACAGACAGACAGAGAGACGGGGACAGAGACUCAGAAAAAUCAAGAAAUGGCGACGAAUAUCGGCAUGAUGGACUCGGCUUACUUCGUCGGAAGGUCUGAGAUUCUCGCAUGGAUCAACUCCUCCCUCCAACUCAGCCUCUCCAAAGUCGAAGAGGCUUGUUCGGGUGCGGUCCAGUGCCAGCUGAUGGACGUCGUCCAUCCAGGGAUGGUGCCCAUGCACAAGGUCAACUUCGACGCCAAGAGCGAGUACGAGAUGAUCCAGAACUACAAGGUUCUUCAGGACGUCUUUAACAAACUCAAAAUCACUAAGCACAUUGAGGUGAGCAAGCUCGUGAAGGGAAGGCCGCUUGAUAAUUUGGAGUUCAUGCAAUGGAUGAAGCGGUACUGCGAUUCCGUCAAUGGAGGUGGCCUGAGCAAUUACAAUCCUUUGGAGAGAAGAGAGUCUUCCAGGGGAGGAAAAGAAGCAAGCAAGAAGGCGGCUCCAUCACAAUCUUCAACCAAAGGUUCUACCACUGCCCCGAAAGGUCAGUCCUCCCACAAUGCUCGAAGGACUGAAGUGUCUUCUGGGAAUCCUGCAAAUCAGUCUGUAAAGGCCUCGAGACCCACUUCUAGUGGGGGCCCGGCACACGAUGAACAGAUCACAGAGUUGAAGCUGUCAGUGGAUAGCCUUGAGAAGGAGAGGGAUUUCUACUUUGCGAAAUUGAGGGAUAUUGAGAUUCUCUGCCAAAAUCCUGAGAUAGAACAUUUAGCUGUUGCUGGAGCAAUAAAGAAGAUUCUUUAUGCUACAGAGGAUGAUGCAUCAGUGGUAGCAGAAGCUCAAGCCAUGCUGUCCCUUCACCAGAAGGAACCAGAGGCCUUGAGUCCCAUUGCUGAGGUUUCGGAGGAGAAGAACAGUUCAGAAACUCAGAAGAGGAAAAUUAUUGUGAAUUUUGAUGUCGAUGCUGCUGCCAUUGCAACAUUGUCUCCGAAGCAAAGGGUCUCUGAUGCUUCCGACGUCCAUUGCAGUGGGUCACCCCUUAUGACUUACUGAUUAUCCCCUUCUUUCUUGGAUCGAAUCCCAUUUCCAUCUUUACAGAACAGCUUUUAUAGUACAUCUUGCCCAAAUAUUUCUGGUCCUCUCUUAAUGUGUCAAAUGUAGUUUCAACAAGUAAUGGAAGGGACAUGGGAUAUAUCAUUUAUACAAACCAAGUUUUUUCAGAGCUCUAAGUUGUCUGCUUGGUAGAUGUAACAAUGAUAUCCACUCCUUUUUGCAGACUAGCUUUACCUAAAAUGUAUUAUUUUGGAGUGCUUUAACAGGAUAUCCAUGGGCUUAUAGCCAUAUAUUUUUUAA
Alnus glutinosa is the source of this 1376-nucleotide messenger RNA. RefSeq names its product microtubule-associated protein RP/EB family member 1C. Gene Ontology annotation, molecular function: microtubule plus-end binding. Gene Ontology annotation, cellular component: cytoplasmic microtubule; microtubule plus-end; microtubule organizing center. The transcript has 6 exons. NCBI's taxonomy places the organism in Eukaryota, Viridiplantae, Streptophyta, Magnoliopsida, Fagales, Betulaceae. The coding region runs from base 93 to 1076 and encodes 327 amino acids. The record is from RefSeq and is a predicted model, not a curated record. Gene Ontology annotation, biological process: thigmotropism; regulation of microtubule polymerization or depolymerization; protein localization to microtubule plus-end.